Messenger RNA from Chinchilla lanigera (long-tailed chinchilla), 1899 nucleotides. RefSeq names its product flavin adenine dinucleotide synthetase 1 (gene Flad1). Gene Ontology annotation, molecular function: FMN adenylyltransferase activity. NCBI's taxonomy places the organism in Eukaryota, Metazoa, Chordata, Mammalia, Rodentia, Chinchillidae. Gene Ontology annotation, biological process: FAD biosynthetic process. The transcript has 8 exons. The record is from RefSeq and is a predicted model, not a curated record. Bases 381 to 1853 code for a protein of 490 amino acids.
GCUUGGAAGAGCUCAUGCGUGGAGCUUGGCAGAAGAAGGGAUACCGGGCUAGAAAGGGUGCAGAGGAAGGCGACUGGGCUCUCGUCCGACAGGGAGGGCGGAGCACGUUUAAAGGGGCCAAGCCCCGGGAUCAGGUGGGCAUUUAAAAGUACAGGUUCCGAAGAGAAGAGACACUUAAAGGUGCAAAUGCCCAAGAUAGAGCAAACUCUUGAGAAGAUCGCAUCGACAGAUAGAAGACAUUGAAAGUGGUCCCCUCGACCCUGUUCCCAGGCUAUGGCCCUCAAUGCCCAGUAGACCUGGCGGGGGCCCUGGGCUUGCGGCCCCUGUCUAGGGGUCUGGGUGGCUCCCGGAGGGCCUUGCAGAGGGGCAAAGGCAGGACGAUGGCAUCUGGGACCUCGGAACUUCCCCAGGGGCGCAUCGUGACAGCGGGCAUCAUCAUUGUUGGAGAUGAGAUUCUCAAGGGACACACUCAGGACACCAACACAUACUUCCUGUGCCGGACACUGCGGUCCCUGGGGGUCCGGGUUUGCCGAGUCUCUGUUGUGCCUGAUGAGGUAAACACCAUUGCAGCCGAGGUGACUUCUUUCUCCGACCGGUUCACCCAUGUCCUCACUGCAGGGGGCAUUGGCCCCACACAUGAUGACGUCACCUUUGAGGCAGUGGCACAGGCCUUUGGGGAGGAGCUCAAGCCACACCCUGAGCUGGAAGCGGCCAUCAGAGCCCUAGGAGGGGAGGGCUGGGAGAAGCUGACGCUGGUGCCCUCCUCUGCCCGCCUGCAUUAUGGUACAGAUCCUCACACCGGCCAUCCCUUCAGAUUCCCGCUGGUCUCCGUCCGAAAUGUGUACCUCUUCCCAGGCAUUCCCGAGCUGCUUCGUCGGGUGCUGGAGGGGCUGAAGGGCCUGUUCCGGAACACAGCUGUUCAGUUCCACUCGAGGGAGCUGUAUGUGGCCGCUGAUGAGGCCUCCAUCGCUCCCAUCCUGGCUAAGGCCCAGGCCCACUUUCGAGGGAAGCUUGGCCUGGGUUCCUACCCUGACUGGGGCAGCAACUAUUAUCAGGUGAAGCUGACCCUGGACUCCGAGGAAGAACGGCCUGUGGAGGAAUGCCUGGCUUACCUGACUGCCCAUCUGCCCCAGGGGUCGCUGGUCCCCUAUGUGCCCAAUGCUGUGGAGCAGGCCAGCGAGGCUGUGUACAAAUUGGCCAAAUCAGGGUCUUCUCUGGGCAAAAAGGUAGCAAGCGCCCUUCAGAUCAUCGAGGCUGCCCUGGCUCAGUACCACCUCACCCAGCUCUGUCUGGGCUUCAACGGGGGCAAGGACUGCACCGCCCUCCUGCACCUCUUCCAUGCCGCUGUGCAGAGGAAGUUUCCUGAUGUUCCAAAACCCCUCCAGAUCCUGUAUAUCCGCAGUGUCUCCCCUUUCCCUGAGCUGGAACAGUUUCUACAGGACACCAUCAAAAGGUACAAUCUGCAGAUGCUGGAGGCCGAGGGGGACAUGAAGCAGGCCCUGGGCGAGCUGCAGAGACGACACCCCCAGCUGGAAGCUGUCUUGAUGGGCACCCGAAGGACCGACCCCUACUCCCGUAGCCUCUGCCCUUUCAGUCCCACUGACCCCGGCUGGCCUUCUUUCAUGCGUAUCAACCCACUGCUGGACUGGACCUACAGAAACAUCUGGGACUUCCUGCGUCAGCUCUUUGUCCCCUACUGUAUCCUGUAUGACCAAGGGUACACGUCCCUGGGGAGUCGGGAGAACACGGUGCAGAACCCGGCCCUGAAGUGCCUGAGCCCAGGAGGACGCCCCACCUACCGCCCCGCAUACCUACUAGAGAAUGAAGACGAGGAGCGCAACUCGCGCAUGUGACUUCCCUCCUGAGGGCUGCCUGUCAAUACACCAAGCUUUUCUCUGU